Molecule: messenger RNA, 2570 nt
Organism: Oldenlandia corymbosa var. corymbosa
Lineage: Eukaryota; Viridiplantae; Streptophyta; Magnoliopsida; Gentianales; Rubiaceae
Source: the annotation of a GenBank genome assembly
GCUAUUCAUGUUGUGAGCUUUGACUAGCCGCCAGUUGGGCCUUUCACUAAUGCUACAGAGAAAAGAGGGGGACGGAAAGCUUUGGGAAUGACGAGAGAUUCCAGAUAUGGAAGGCACAAGAAAAAGACAACUUUCCUGUUCCAAAAUUGCCCACCAACCCGUCACAUUCACCACAUGAUUCCCAUGUUCUGACAUCCAUUUUCACUCAUGACAUCAUCCCAACUGAAGCUGGUUAAAAUGAGGAAGAAACAGGGGAAGCUGACGGUAGCAGAGUUAUAUGUAUUCCGAUUUCCGAGAGAAAGAAUUGGGGAAAACCGGAAAAGAUCGACGAAUUGACGAAAAUGGCUGCUACGGGAAGAGUAUUUGGACUGAGGAGCAACAUUCCGAUCAGUUCUGACGAUGUGUCAUUGAGGAAUAGCCCAUUUAGGAGGCCAACUAGUAUCAGCUAUUGCUCCGACGACAAUGGGAAUUCGGCCCCAAGAAGAAAGCGAUUGCUAGCUUGCGCUGCUUCCAAGGAUGUUCAGUAUCGAAUUAAAGAAGAGGGUCAGGUUGAAAAUCAUGAUUACAGAGUCUUCUUGCUUGACAGUUCCGGCAAAAAGAUUUCACCUUGGCAUGACAUACCGCUGCAGUUGGAUGACGGGGUGUUCAAUUUUGUUGUUGAGAUUCCCAAAGACACAAACUUGCGAAUGGAAGUUGCCACCGAUGAGCAAUUUACUCCAAUCAAACAAGAUGAAAGAGGGGGGAGACUUAGAUGCAAUCUGAGCUGGAAUUAUGGAUUGCUUCCUCAAACAUGGGAAGAUCCUUCAUCAGCAAACCUGGAAGUUGAGGGAGCAUUCGGAGACAAUGAUCCCGUUGAUGUUAUUGAGAUUGGGGACUCACCAGCCAACAUUGGUGACGUUUUGAAAGUCAAACCACUAGCUGCUCUUGCAUUAAUUGAUGAAGGAAAACUUGAUUGGAAAAUAAUAGCAAUUUCCUUGAAGGAUGUGAGAGAAACUCUUGUAAAUGAUGUUGACGACGUGGAAAAAUUCUUUCCGGGCGCUCUAACAUCCAUCAGUUCUUUCUUUAGAGAUUAUAAGAUGAUCUAUGGUGGAGUGCGCGGCAACAAGUAUGGUCUGGGAAACAAGCCGCUAAACAAGGAUUAUGCGCUUAAGGUUAUUCGAGAAAGCAAUGAGGCUUGGAGUAAACUUUCUAAAAGGUCUAGCUGAGCUAGCUCUGAGACUUCUUGAGUGUAAACACAGUUUAUGAUGCUCGAGCUGCUGAUAUACAAAAUUAUGCCAAAUUAUGAUUGAGUAUUGAUGUACUGAGAUAAGAGAAAGAACUAUGAGUAUUGAAUAUUGCAGCCGAAAUUUCCUUUCAAGUUUGCUAACUUCUUCCCCCCCAGAUGUGAAAUGACAUAAUUUAUUUUUAUUUUGAUGGGCUAACAAAUUUAAUUUAAUAUAAUAGUAAUAUUAAGAUAUUAAUUUGAUACCUCACGUACAAAUUCGUUUCACCUAUUAGUUUUUGUUUUUGAGGAAUUAAUUCACGUGCAGAGUAUUGCCAAGCAUGAUUUUUUUUUUUAUUCAAACUCUUUCCCUCCAAAUUUGACAUUGUGCACUCAUAUUGCUUUUAAUUAACAAAGUUGGUAGUUAGAAUCGUCUGCUUAAAAUCACAGAGGCAAGUAGCAGAGUCAAUAUAUAGUGGUAAAAACAGUAGGGAAAACUCAAUAACGAAGAUUGAUGAAAAUGGCUGCUUCGGGAAGAGGAUUUGGACUAAUGAGGAGCAACAUUAUGAUCAGGUCCAACUCUGUAUCAUUCUGUGGUCCUCCAACUAGUCUAAGUUUUUGCUUAGACAAGAAUGGCUAUUUGUUUCAAAGAAAUAAGAGGUUAUUAACUUGCUGUGCUUUUAGCACUGGUCGGUAUCGGAUUAAAGAAGAAGGUCAGGUCGAAAACUAUGAUUAUAAAGUCUUCUUGCUUGACCAUUCUGGCAAAAAGGUACCUCAAAAUUCAUCAAAUAGCAUAUGAUUCUAUCCCACUUAACUUUAAUUUUCUGACAAAACCUUGUGGAGCAUCUUGUGUGUUUUUGAUUGUGCAGAUUUCACCUUGGCAUGACGUACCACUGCAGUUGGGGUGAUGGGGUGUUCAAUUUCGUCGUCCAGGUUCAGAAAGACACAAACUUGAGAAUGGAAAUGGCUUCUGACGAACCAUUCAUCCCAAUCAAACAAGAGAAAAGAGGGGGAAUAGUUGGGUAAUACUAAUAUCUCUUUCCACGUUACAUCAGGACGUUUUUUACUACUACUAUUUGAAUUAUUAUGAUUAUUAUUUUUUCUUUUUUGCUGGCACUUCCCAGAUUUUGAAACUAGGUGGUUUUGUUGCAUCUUUUCUUUGGUGGACUAUGAACUGGAAUUAUGGAUUGUUUCCCCAAACGGGGACAGAUCCUUUAUCCACCAACGAGGAAGUUGAGGGCGCCUUUGGAGAUGAUGAUCCCAGUAAACACACCUAUCAUGAUAUAAUACUCGUUCCGUCCCAUUUUAAUAGUUCAUUUUGUUGAAUUAUACACCGUCCUUAUUAUUAUAAGAUAUUUUGAUUUAUUCU